AUGGUGCUGAGGGCAGCAGAGUUGUUCUUUGAUAUGAGGAUAUUCACUGGUACUGGUGAGUCAGGGAAGUCGACCUCCAUCAAACAGAUGUGUAUCAUCCACGGCUCGGGGUACUCUGAUGAAGAUAAACGAGGUUUCAUCAAAUUGGUUUACCAGAACAUAUUCAUGGCCAUGCAAAGUAUGAUUAGGGCUAUGGAGUUACUAAAGAUACAGUAUGCGCAGUCAGCAAAUAUAGAAAAAGCAGAACUCAUUCGAAGUGUGGGCUUCGAAACAGUAACAACAUUUGAAAGUCCAUAUGUUGAGGCCAUCAAGGAUCUGUGGGCAGAUGUAGGAAUUCAGGAAUGUUACGACAGGCGUCGCGAGUACCAGCUCACAGACUCCGCCAAAUAG
Schistocerca piceifrons (Central American locust) is the source of this 390-nucleotide messenger RNA. RefSeq names its product guanine nucleotide-binding protein G(q) subunit alpha-like. Gene Ontology annotation, molecular function: GTPase activity; G-protein beta/gamma-subunit complex binding; G protein-coupled receptor binding. Lineage: Eukaryota; Metazoa; Arthropoda; Insecta; Orthoptera; Acrididae. The record is from RefSeq and is a predicted model, not a curated record. Gene Ontology annotation, cellular component: heterotrimeric G-protein complex. Gene Ontology annotation, biological process: adenylate cyclase-modulating G protein-coupled receptor signaling pathway; phospholipase C-activating dopamine receptor signaling pathway. The transcript has 3 exons. Bases 1 to 390 code for a protein of 129 amino acids.